CUCCCGCAUACCGCAUACCCGCAUACGCCGUAUAGAUGGUCCGUGUAGAAGGAUCACAACAGUGGCUGCCAAUUCUUGACGGUCUUGUCGUGUAUCAUCGUUGCACUGAGAAGAUUCGAAAACAAGAGGCGAACGGAGGAACGACGUGGCGAUGCUAAACCAGGCGGUGGUCGAGGCGCUUUACUCGGCGACGUACAUCGAGAACUAUCUGGACUGCGUGGAAAAUCUGCCAAAUGACUUGCAACGACACGUCUCCCGACUCCGCGAGCUGGAUGCCACUUGUCAAACAUAUCUACAUGAGAUGGAUCAGCAACAGGAGGUGCUACGAAAUGACACGGAUCCCACUGUCAAAAGAAGAGCAUUGAUGAGAGUACAGCAAGCCUUAAUAGCGGCGCAGGAGAUAGGAGAUGAGAAAUUACAAAUUGUUCAACAAGUACAAGAUCUUAUUGAGAAUAAAUCAAGACAGUUGGAUGUGGAUUAUCGAAAUUUAGACUUUGGAAAAGAGCAAGAAAAUUCGGAAUCAGUUCGUGAAUCAAAUAUGAACAGUAAUUCGAAUAACGCGAGCCAUGCAAACAACUCGGAACGUCAGCCAAAACGUGCCAGAAGAACGAGGACUGAAACCUUGAUAGAAUCAAGUUCCAUGGACAUGAUGGUUGGAAUGACAGAAACAAGAUCUUCGGCAUUAUCCAAUACAAGUAAUGGAAAUCAGAAGAAAACAGCGGCGGCGGCAACUGGUAAAAAGAAAAAGCGGAAAUCUCGGCAAGGAAAUCAACAGAACCAGCAUCGUGAAGAUACGCCGCCGCCACCAGAAGACGAUCUCGCUAUAGAUCCUGACGAGCCGACAUACUGUCUAUGCGAUCAGAUAUCAUACGGCGAGAUGAUUCUUUGUGACAACGACCUUUGUCCCAUAGAAUGGUUCCAUUUUUCUUGUGUCUCUUUAACGACAAAACCAAAGGGUAAAUGGUUCUGUCCCAAAUGUCGAGGUGAUCGUCCUAACGUCAUGAAGCCCAAGGCGCAAUUCCUUAAAGAACUAGAAAGAUACAACAAAGAAAAAGAAGAGAAAUCAUAGCAAGAGCACAGCGGUGAAAAACUUAAAAAUUUCGCCAAACCUAAUUGGACUUAAUUCGAGAUUUUCAGAGAGAUCGCAAGAAUUAAGAUUUUUUGAUUGUAAACAAAAUUUGAUACAAUUAAAUUUUGAGUUAUAUUUCUUCCUCGUUAAUUUAUAAUUCUAAUUGUAAAAUUAUAAUCAGGAUGCAAUAUGUCUCUUUGUGCUUAAAUUGUAAAAAAUUAAUAUGUAUGUGUGUGUGUGUGUAUGUAUGUGUGUACGUAUGUAUAUAUAUGUAUAUAUGAAUGUAUACAUGUGUGUAUAUAUAUAUAUGUACAUGUGUGCGUUUGUAUGUGUGCUAUUAACGAUUGUAUAUAUAAUGAGACCAAUAUUAAAUGAGUCAUAGAUUUAUGUUCAAAUGCAUUUCCUUCGUUGGUAUCAAUUCACGAUAUUGACUUAAUAUACUCAUUUAUUAGAUCAGAGUGUAUGAUAAAAUACUAUAUCUUUGCAAAAGCAAUAGUCCAAAAAAAUACACGACUCAUGUAUACAACAUUAACUAAUGUAAAUGUAAUGAAAAAUAACAAUGUGUAAAUAACUAUAAAAUAACUGGACAAUUAAAAUAAAACAUUUCAUAUUUCAUAAAAAUA
Solenopsis invicta (red fire ant) is the source of this 1692-nucleotide messenger RNA. RefSeq names its product inhibitor of growth protein 1. Gene Ontology annotation, cellular component: nucleus. Bases 152 to 1069 code for a protein of 305 amino acids. The record is from RefSeq and is a predicted model, not a curated record. Lineage: Eukaryota; Metazoa; Arthropoda; Insecta; Hymenoptera; Formicidae. The transcript has 3 exons. Gene Ontology annotation, biological process: positive regulation of DNA-templated transcription.